CUGUAGAUAUAGGAGCAAUAUCAGAAAACGGUUUUAAUGAUCCUUAUGUCAAAGUUACUUUGAUGCCGGAAGUUGAUACGAAAACGAGACAAACGGAGAUUCAGCGUAACUCUGCUAACCCAGUGUUCGACGAAAUUUUCAAAUUUCCGGUUUCAUUUGAAGACCUCUCGGAGAAAACCUUGCUACUUCAAGUCUUCGAUUAUGACAGAUUCUCUAGAAAUGACAUUACUGGAGACGUGAGAGUGAAGAUGUGUGAUCUCGAUGUGACAACAGAAGUGGAGGUUUGGGGUGAAAUAUCCAAAACUGAUAAGAUAUCGUGUGACAGACCCGAAAUUCUGUUUUCUCUCAGCUACUUGCCCUCUGCUGGUCGAUUAACAGUGGUUAUUCUAAAAGCCUCAAAUUUAACAGCCUCAUGUUCAAAAGAGUUUCCAGAUUCGUAUGUGAAGGUGACUUUUGUGUAUGGAGAAAGAAAGAAGAAGAAAAAAACGGCUACGAAGCGAGCAGCAAACAACCCAGUAUGGAAUGAAGCUUUAAGUUUUGACGUAUCGGAAGAAGGACUGAAACAUUGCCGCCUUGUGGUUAGCGUAAUUAACUGUCACCAUAGCAACACGGCUCCUCUCGGAACCUGCAUUCUUGGUAUGAAUGAACGUGGCAGAGAAGUAGCGCACUGGCAAGAUGUGCUUCGUAAUCCUCGUAAGGCUAUCGCCAUGUGGCAUGGAUUACAUGUCUGAUAAGUAAAGUUCGUGUGUGUGAAUUUUUAAAACCUAUCUGGAUUGAGGAAGAGUUUAGUAUAAUGGAAUAUAGUUGAGCAUUUAAAGAUUCCAGAAAAGCAAGUUUGGAAUUAAACUUAUUGUCUUUUAUAUUAGGGAAGAGGAAUAUUAUAACAUAAACUUGUUAGUUAGGCUUAAUUAUUGAUACUGAAAAACUCCAAUAUUGUAAUGCACUAAUAUCAAACUUCCAGUCAGAGCAAGCUACCUACUUAAGUCACAAAUAAACAUGAUGCCGGAAAGGAGUAUAGCUAAUUAAAUAUGCUUUUACUACGUUCUUACUUAUAAAGAUUAAAAUACAUUGUUUCGUCAGUUGAUACCGGAAAGGAGUAUAGCUAAUUAAAUAUGCUUUUACUACGUUCUUACUUAUAAAGAUUAAAAUACAUUGUUUCGUCAAUUGAGUAGCCGUUCCAUUAACUAUUUUCGGUCAUAAACCCAAUAAUACCUUAAGAUGUUCGACUGGCUUAGGAGAUUUAGGCUAGUUCUAAAUCCGUGUGCUAAAUUAACAAUGCAGUACAAUCUCUAUAACAAAAGUAUAAUACUAUUAAAAUAAAAAUGAUAAAACUAGCUAUAUUAAACAUUCUAACGAAUUACUUUAGUGAAAGUAACAUUAAACAGAAAAUAAAGUAUACCUUACUUGAGGAAAACACAAACAUUAGUUGUUAGCUUCAAAUACUGUCGUAUAUGUAAUGUUCACAUAAUGGUUAGGAUUAGUUAGUCAAAUACACUUUUUAGCAGUCAAUAAUAAAUCAAUAUUGUUUUUAAUGUCGCACGGGCUUUACAGCUGCGUCAUUUCAUAUAUCAAUUUCUUGUUUCAGUCUGGAGUAUUCGGUGUUUCUCAUAAAGUUUCUAACAAUAAUUUACAUUACUGGUAAAUAUGUAACAUUUCAAAUUAUUAUUUAUAAUUUAGGUAGCGUCUACUGUUAUGAUGCCAUUUUGUUCUUUAAUGUUUUAAAAAGCAUCUAAACAAAGUUGUGGUAGGAAUAUGUGUAAAAACGUGCAGUCUGCAUUUGUUCUUUGCAAAGAUGCUUACGCAGUAUCACGUUUUACUUGUGAUCCAAUCCAUUAAUCAACCUAAGUUCAGUCGCUCCUAGUAUCAGAACUACCGUCAAACAUAGUUUUAAUUGAGAUUCAUAUAAUAAGUAUUAUGAGAUUCCAGAAACCGGGCAAUCGUUCCUAAAAUCAGAACUACCGCCAAACAUAGUUUUAAUUGAGAUUCAUAUAAUAAGUAUUAUGAGAUUCCAGAAACCUAGUUCCUAAAAUCAGAUAAAGGUAUAGUUAUGAAUUAAAACCAAUAUUUUACACAUCCAAAACAGAUUUAUGUGAGAUAUUAGUUCCAACAAAUUAUGCUAUUACAAAUUAAUUGAAUAUGGUUUCCUUCAGCUAUUUGUAUAGCAUAUCCAUCUUUUCACAUUUGCUGUUAAGGUUAUUAUUUUUUCAACAUUAGUUAUUUUCGUUAAUUUGUACACCAAUGUUCUAUAAAAGCAUGAAAUGCUAAUGUAUUUCUCUGGUACGUGACACAGGAAUUAAGUUGGAGUUGUUAGUUUUACCCAAUAUCUUCUGAUACUUAACACAGGAGUUAGUUGGGAGUUGUUAUUUUAUCUGGAUAUUCUGAUAAUUGACACAAGAAUUAGAUUGGAAUUGCUAUUUUACUCAAUAUUCUCUGAUACUUGCCAGAGGAAUUACUUUGGAGUUGUUAGCUUUACUCAAUAUUCACUAAUACUUGUCACAGGAGUUAGGUUUGAGUUGUUAUUUUACUCAGUCUUCUCUGAUACUUAACUUAACACAAGAAUUAGUUGGGAGUUGUUAGUUUUACCCAGUAUUCUCUGAUACUUGACACAGGAACUGGUGUACAGUUGUUUGCUUUACCUAGCAUAUUCUGAUACUUGACGCAGGAAUUAAGUUGGAAUUGUUAGUUUUACCUAGUAUUCUCUGAUAAUUGACACAGGAAUUAGUUUGAAAUUGUUAGUUUUCUACCUAGUAUUCUCUAUUAUUUGACACAGGAAUUAAGAGUGGAGUUGUUAGUUUUACCUAGUAUUCUCUGAUAAUUGACACAGGAAUUAGUUUGAAAUUGUUAGCUUUCUACCUAAUAUUCUCUGUUAUUUGACACAGGAAUUAAGAGUGGAGUUGUUAGCUUUACCCAAUAUUAUCUGUUAAUUGACACAGGAAUUAGUUUGAAAUUGUUAGUUUUCUACCCAGUAUUCUCUGUUACUUGACACAGGAAUUAAGAGUGGAGUUGUUAGCUUUACCUAAUAUUAUCUGACACUUAACAGAGAAAUUAGUUUAGAAUUGUUAGUUUUACUCAAUAGAUCACUAUAGUUUUACAAUAUGGAAGAACCAUAUCUUAACUAUCAUAAUCGGUUGACUGUUGACUUUCUUGUGCUUUUUUGAACUCGUACAAUAUCAUUAAUCAAUUCAAAAUACGAAAUAGGACGAGUGGCAAUUUUAUAAAGAUUUUAAUCAAUAGAAACAUAAUUUUGAAUGAAACUCCCGUUUCAUAUGAUCAAAUUUCUUUAU
Messenger RNA from Limulus polyphemus (Atlantic horseshoe crab), 3284 nucleotides. RefSeq names its product synaptotagmin-1-like. Gene Ontology annotation, biological process: calcium-ion regulated exocytosis; regulation of calcium ion-dependent exocytosis; regulation of dopamine secretion. The annotation marks the transcript as partial. Lineage: Eukaryota; Metazoa; Arthropoda; Merostomata; Xiphosura; Limulidae. The transcript is spliced from 3 exons. Gene Ontology annotation, molecular function: clathrin binding; phosphatidylserine binding; syntaxin binding. The record is from RefSeq and is a predicted model, not a curated record.